AUGGCCCUCAUAUCUAUAGCCAUUUUGGUUGUUCUGGGCCUCACCGCCACAGCUAUCCUGCUUCCGAAGCUAAUUGGCAUUCUCCUCGGGCUUGUCUUUCGAGGAGUCGGCUGGAUCAUCUGGCAACGAACGCGCUCUCGCCACGGAUAUGUGAUCGCGCGGGCGCGGUCCGAAGAGGAAGAGCUACGUGCCACACAGCGAAAGGCUUCAACAGCUUCACUAUCGCGGAAUGGUGCCGAGGAUGAGGAUUGGGAGAAGGUCGAAAGCUCAGGCCCGGGCAGGAUACAGAAUGUCAAUAGCAGUGAAAACAAUGGCAGUCCUUCUGGGGAAAGUGGUAGAGAUGCAGACGACUGGGAUGGUAUUAUUGGGUUCUUCCACCCAUUCUGCAAUGCUGGAGGAGGUGGCGAGCGAGUUCUGUGGGAAGCAGUACGAGCGACGCAAACGCGCUGGCCGAAAGCAAUUUGCGCUAUAUACACGGGUGACCAUGAAGUCAACAAAGCUACGAUGCUGGAGCGGGUGGAGCAUCGGUUCAAUAUUCAUCUGCAUGCGCCGAAUGUGGUGCUUCUUUACUUGACGACCCGCAAGUAUGUUUUGAGCAGCUCAUACCCCUACAUGACGCUACUGGGACAGUCGUUGGGGUCAUUGGUUGUUGCCUAUGAUGCCUUUACACUUCUCGUACCGGAUGUCUUCGUUGACACUAUGGGCUAUGCCUUCACCCUUGCUCUUUGCAAGUGGCUUUUCCCGACUGUGCCUGUUGGUGCUUAUGUUCAUUAUCCGACCAUAUCAACCGAUAUGCUCGCCUCUCUAGAUGACAAGAGCGGCGUACAAGGGAUUAACUCUGGCGCAGGUAAAGGUUGGAAAGGGAAACUUAAGCGCCGGUACUGGCAGCUGUUUGCCAAACUCUAUGGCUGGGUUGGCCGACAAGUGGAUGUAGUUAUGUGCAAUUCGUCCUGGACGGCAGCGCACAUUCGAACUCUCUGGGGCGCCAUCAACAAAAGCAGCAGUAGUAGCGGUGAUGGCUCUCCAUCAUCGCCGGCUGUGGUGUUCCCCCCAACAGCAGUCACCGAACUGCAAUCAAGCAUUGCCGUUGAUGCGGAAAGCGAGAAGACUCGCCAGCCAGUCAUCCUUUACAUUGCCCAAUUCCGACCAGAGAAGAACCACCCGCUGGUUCUGCGCUCUUUGCGCGAUUUCUGCAAGAACGAGCCAGCAACACAGCCUACACUGGCCGACCAUCUCCACGCCUACCCCGAUGAGACCCACAUCUACAACCUACGGCUCUUGGCACAUGAGCUGCGCAUCCGCGACCAGACUACUUUCUUGUGCGAUGCUAGCUGGCCCGCUGUUCUAUCACAUCUAAGCACCGCAUCCGUUGGCGUGAACGCCAUGUGGAAUGAGCACUUUGGUAUUUGCGUCGUCGAGUACCAAGCUGCUGGUCUCAUCUGCGUGACACACGACUCGGGUGGUCCACGCGAAGACAUCGUUGUUGACCUAGGCGAUGGUGCAACGGGAUUCCGGGCUGAAACAGAGGAGCAAUUUGCUGCUUCCUUCGAGGCUGCUCUUGCUCUCCCGGAGGCGGAGAAGGUCGCCAUGCGGCAGCGGGCGCGUCGCUCGGCUCAACGGUUUACUGAAGAGGAGUUCUCCCGCAAAUGGUUGGAACAAGUGCAGAAGCUUGUCCGGAUGUCAAAGGUUUAG
This is a messenger RNA of Penicillium bovifimosum, 1692 nucleotides long. Its product is annotated as alpha-1,2-mannosyltransferase ALG11. The transcript is spliced from 3 exons. The coding region runs from base 1 to 1692 and encodes 563 amino acids. The record is from RefSeq and is a predicted model, not a curated record. Gene Ontology annotation, biological process: protein N-linked glycosylation. Gene Ontology annotation, cellular component: endoplasmic reticulum membrane. Gene Ontology annotation, molecular function: GDP-Man:Man(3)GlcNAc(2)-PP-Dol alpha-1,2-mannosyltransferase activity. Lineage: Eukaryota; Fungi; Ascomycota; Eurotiomycetes; Eurotiales; Aspergillaceae.